This is a messenger RNA of Topomyia yanbarensis, 2866 nucleotides long. RefSeq names its product zinc finger protein Xfin-like. Gene Ontology annotation, molecular function: zinc ion binding. Lineage: Eukaryota; Metazoa; Arthropoda; Insecta; Diptera; Culicidae. Gene Ontology annotation, cellular component: nucleus. The transcript is spliced from 6 exons. Bases 66 to 2768 code for a protein of 900 amino acids. The record is from RefSeq and is a predicted model, not a curated record.
CAGGUGACAAUUUCACACAUGCCACCGUACUGCAAACAACCAUCGAUAAAACCUAUGAGUGCGGAAUGUGUGACCAAUCAUUCCCCAAGAAGAGAAAGCUGGCAGUUCACAAGCGCGUACAUGCCGGCACGCGACCGUACUCCUGUGAUAUUUGCGGUAAAACAUAUACCAAGGGUAUAAAUCUAAGCCGGCACAAACGGAUACACACCGGCGAACGACGGCACCGUUGUCGGAUAUGUGGCAGAGAAUUUUUCACUUCUGAGCAAUUGGAUCAGCACCGGCUUACCCAUAAAGAUCAGGCUUACAUUUGCGAUAUCUGCAGUAGGAAGUCUACCGAAAACAGUAGUCUCACGCGACACAGACUUAUCCAUGCAGGUGAGAGAUCGCACAAGUGCGAUAUUUGUGGCAAAGAAUUCAUAACUAGUGAUGAACUCACUCGCCACGUGCGCAUGCAUACUGGCGAGCGUCCGUAUAAGUGUGAUAUCUGCGGCAAAGGCUACGUAGAAAGCAGCAGUUUGAAACGUCACCAGCGUGUUCACAUCGAUAUGAAUCUUGCGGAUCAAAUAUUUAGUUGCGACAUCUGUGGUAGAAAGUUUCUUGAAUCUAAAGAACUUACGCAGCACAAACUUAUCCACAGCAAAGAUCGAGAAUUCAGAUGUGAAGUCUGGUGGCGGGAGCACAUUUCACCCAGCAUAAUCGCAGGCAUGUUGGCGAACGACCCCACGGCUGUGAAUAGUGUGGAAAAAGAUUCGUUGAACGUAGUCUUGGGACACAAGAAGCUGCAUGAAAGGUCAAGGAAUGGUAGCAGGCGAAAAGGAAAAAUUAAUGAUUCUACCGUGACCGAAAGCAUCCACGCGGUCACUGGAGGCGGUAAUGGGAAAAUAGAAGAGGAAAAGCAAGUUCUAACAUUGAAAGCAAUAACGAAUUUUGUAGCACGGAAGUUCCAAAUGCUGACCUUGUUGGAACAGUUUGACUUGGUGGAGUGCAUUGAGACGGAAAUUGAUGACGUACAGGAAUUCAAGAUCGAAGAAGCGGAUGCUGAGGUAAUUAAGCAGCGAAUGGAAAAAGCGUUGGCAAAAUGGCAGCGAAAGGAUCGUCAGUGCAAAUCGAUGAUUGUCUGCCGAAUACAUGACGACCAGUUGGAGCCAUUGCAUGGAAAGUCAACACCCAAGCAGAUGUGGGAUUCAUUAGUAAAAAUUUUCGAACGAGUAUCGGUACCUGAUGCGUCGAGUCACAUGCGUUGGUAUAUCGAUUCUGGAGCAACCGAGCACAUUUGCAAUAACAAGGAGCUUUUCAAAAAUUUGACUCGGUUGGCACAACCUAUGCAAAUAGCAGUAGCUAAAAACGGCGAAUGGGUGACUGUGGAUCAGGUGGGUGAUAUUCCAAUAUUAUCCGUAAUCGACGAUGGUACGACCAUAGAGGCAACUAUAUUUGGAGCUAUCUACAUCCCUGAUGCGCGGUGCAACUUAUUCUCCAUCAGAAAAGUGGAAUCAGCCGGCAUGAAGGUCACGUUCGAGAAUGGGCGGGUUGAGAUUCUGAGAGAUUCGACCGGACAACGUCGAGAGAAACUCUACGAAUUGAAUUUCUACACUCGUGAAGGUAUGUUGGGAUCCAUGCACUUUACAGAACAGGCGGUCGACAAGAGCUCAUAUAUAAUAUAUACUCAAAAAAUGGAGCAACUGCGAAUACUAGAACGAUUUGAUUUUCUUUGUCGCUUUUGUCUAACAGAAGAGGAGUGCGUUUUAAUCUUUUCAAAUGAAUCCGAACUUAACCCGCGGCUUAAAAAAUGCCUAGAUGUUCUGCUAACAAAAGUAGAUGAAGAUGAUGGUUAUCCUAACAAAAUCUGCGAAAACUGCAUUCGCUGUAUCGAACAGUUUGUUGAUUUUGAAACUGCUUGCAUCAAAUCGUAUGAACAGCUGGAAUCAGCGAAAUGUCUGUCCAUGGAAGAAACAAGAACUGACCCCGAUAAGCACAAGGAAGAAACGAUAUUACGAAAAUAUACAGACAUACAAGGAUUAUCAAGAGAAGACAUUUCGAAGAUCGAUAAUUUUGACUACCAAAUCGAAUCCGUUUUCUCUUCAGAAGAAAUAAAUAUUGAACAUUUGGAAGAAGAACAGUUUUCGAUUAUUGACGAGCAAAUCCAGGAUCCCGAUGAAUCACAGGACGAUGUCACAGAAGAUACGGAAGAACCAAGCGAGGUUACCUCUUACCAUUUAUCAGUCGAACAGCAACAUCUUAUGGAUGCAGCAAUCGAAACUGAACCCUGCGGUUUUGUAGAAAGAGGUGGCCGUAAAAUUCCUUUGAUGACGUGUAUAUACUGUAAAAAUGUAUAUAGAGGCAGAAACACUCUGAAGAAACAUCUGCGGAUUCAUUUAAACAUUAAAGAUUAUCAGUGUGCUCACUGUCCUCGUACCUUCACCGAUCGAAGUUCGCUUCGAAUUCAUCAAGGCAGACAUCUAGGAAAAACGUUUGAAUGCUCCCAUUGCGGUAAAACCUAUUUCAGCCAGAACGAGCUUCGCCAGCAUUUGACAAUGCGGCAUUUGGAAAGAAGGUACACUUGUGAAAUUUGCGACAGAAAAUUUCCGUCGAACACAAUUUUGAACGACCAUAAACGAGUUCAUCUGCCCGACCGUCCCUUUGUUUGCCAACAAUGCGGAACUGGAUUCAAGAGAAAUCGAAAUCUAAUACGGCAUCAACAACUGCACCAGAAAGAAGAGAUUAAGUCCAAGCUAGGCAAUAGAAGGAAUCGAAUAGCUUAUCCAAUAUAAUAGGAGGGUGAGUGUGAUGACCAUUUAUUCAAUAAUCUAGAGCAUUGUUUGAAUCACAAGGUAUGCGAUUUUUAAGAAUAACCAGUGUUAUUUGUGUA